AAACGAAGCAAAAGAUUUUCCAAACAGGCAGAGCUUUCACUCGGCUCUGUGAUUAAAAGGAAACAACAAAAGCCUAGAGGUAGAGAUUAUAUUCUACACAAGUCCUCAGUGACCACUGGAUUGGAAUAACCACUAUGAGUACUAAGUAGACUACUGGAUGACAGACCUCUUCAAUCAAUUUUUUAUUUGUUAUUUUGAGUCACCUGAUUAACAAUUUGAAAGCACAAAUGAGCUCAUAUUUUGUAAAUCCCUUCUACCCAAAGUACAAGCCUGGUGAAGCAAUAGUUCCAGCGUACUUCGACUCUCCUUUUUCACAAGAUGUUAACAGUAGACACGCAAUGUACGGAAACACUGCAGGUUUCCAGCACCCAGCACAAGUGCAAGAAUUUUAUCAUCACGGGACCGCCGCAAUACCGAACGCAAGUUAUCAACCGAAUCCUUGUGGAAUUACGUGUCACAGCGACCCCUCUAAAUUUUACGGAUACGAUAACUUACAGAGACAGCAGCUCUUUACGACGCAGCAAGAAGCUGAGCUGCUACAAUACCCUGACUGUAAAUCGUCCGGUAGUAAUACUGGCGAGGAACCAGAACACUUAAAUCAGAACCCUUCUCCGUCUCAGAUGUUUCCCUGGAUGAGACCUCAAGCUCCUGGCAGAAGAAGAGGCAGACAGACUUACAGUCGAUUUCAAACUUUGGAACUCGAGAAAGAAUUUCUUUUUAACCCCUAUCUGACAAGAAAGCGAAGAAUCGAGGUGUCCCACGCACUGGCUUUGACGGAGAGGCAGGUUAAAAUCUGGUUCCAGAACAGAAGAAUGAAAUGGAAAAAAGAAAACAACAAGGAUAAAUUUCCAGCGUCACGUCCAGACGAAGCAGAAAUAAAAAUGGAAGGCGAUAGCUUUGAACAUGAAAAGGAAGAAUCUGAUUGACUGUAGACUAUAAGCAACCUGUCUUGCCGAAAUAUUUGCAAAAUCGAAAGUAGUGGGCUUUAGUUUUACCACGUUUCCCUUGUAAUCGAAUACAUGUAAAUAUAUAGGUUAUUUUUCGCUGAUUUAUGAUUUCUUAACGGCUUUUAUCUCAAUUAUUGUGUGAGCACGUAGUCUAUUUAGUUUCUGAAAACAUCGCAGGCCUUCUAUGAACCAUGUAAGUUAGAAGAAUUAUUUCACAUUUGCGGAUUCUACUGAUUUUAAGAUCUUGACAAUAAAAGAAAAGUACGUGUACAGUACACGCAGACCGAACAAAAUGAAGCCACGAAUCGAAAGCAGACUACACUUGAAACGUCUUCUCGAUCUUUUUUUGCGUGAAAUUAAAAUGAUAUAUUACACAAUUAGACAGGUAAAGUUUUUGUCCUGUAACUAUUAAAUGAUUUGUUUUAAUGAUUCGAUGUAUUUUGUAUUAAAAAUAACGAUGUCCACGAUUUGUAAGAGAAAUAAAUAUCAAAUGUUUA
Messenger RNA from Lepisosteus oculatus (spotted gar), 1444 nucleotides. Its product is annotated as homeobox protein Hox-D8. The record is from RefSeq and is a predicted model, not a curated record. Gene Ontology annotation, molecular function: RNA polymerase II transcription regulatory region sequence-specific DNA binding; DNA-binding transcription factor activity, RNA polymerase II-specific. Gene Ontology annotation, cellular component: nucleus. Gene Ontology annotation, biological process: regulation of transcription by RNA polymerase II. Lineage: Eukaryota; Metazoa; Chordata; Actinopteri; Semionotiformes; Lepisosteidae.